AGGAGCAUAUAACUAGAAAAUUACUAGUAGAUCUAAUUGUGUCUCGUUUAGCUCAAAGAUGUUGCUUUAAUCAGAAAACUUCAAAUUGAAACCAGAAUACAGCAUUUUCAUCCCUAGCUUUCUCAUUGACUAACAAUGAAGCCAAAAGAAGGAGAAACAUAUUUAGUGACCAUCUAUCCCUGCCUGAUGUCAGCUGAAAUGAAGGCCCUAAGCAGCCAAAGUGCAGUUGAAUGUUUUAAGCAAGUACGUUUAAAGUAGACGAUGAAAGCUGUCAACCCUGGUCAGGUUUUAUUUUAUUUUUACCUGGGCCUUGAAGCAUCAAGCUGUCGACAACACCGACAUAAUCACUUUACUUUUUGUUUAGCUAACAGUUGUUGUGCAAACACGGUUAGCACUCACAGUCAUGUUCCAGGCUAUGUUUUCAAGCCACCUAAUGAAUGUAAGUUCAAUAUUCACUCUAUUUUAACUCUGUUUCAACCCCUGAAGGAAAUAUCUAGCUCUUUAGCCACUAAAUGCUACACUGUGACAACCUGCUACUAGCUGGUUAAGCUAACAGUCUGUGUCUACCUCAUGGAUGUUUGGUCUAGUGUGGCGCUAAACAAGGGACUUCUUCAGAACUUUCGGGCAGAAAAGAUCUGCUUACGUCUGGAAGCGAUGGUGUGCGAGUGCUGUAAAGAUGAGCAGUGGUAGCCAAUGUUUUCAAGUAGCAACAUGGAGCCCAGGACACUACAAGCAAGUAUAACUUUGUUAAUACUUGUAACAAGCAGUUAUGGAGGAAACUUAACAUCAGGGCCCACUCUGAAAAUGGACCAGGCUUUGUUAAUAUUUCACAACCAGCUGGCAGAAGAAGUGCAGGUCUUUUACACAUCAGAUCACUGCUUCAAGUGUCUGUACCAGCAUUUGGUCACCGUGAAGCCCAACAACAACAAUGCAUCUGUGGUGAUCAGCACAAAAUUCACUCUGACUAUGCAAGUGGACUCACAGUCCAGGAAUGUGACUCUCUGCAGGUGGAGUCAGACGUAUGGGGAAGGUGGUCAUUACUCUGUUUGGAUCCAGAUGUCCGAGUCUGCCAGCUGCACUGACGCUGUGGAUAAAAUCCCAAACAACGUCUACCUUCCUCUCCUGGUAGCAGCUCUCUUACUGGGCGUAAUCGCUCUCUUAUUCACUGUGGCACCCGACAUCUUCAGGAGGCGUUGCCCCUCAGAAUGUAUUAAGUCCAUUUGCUGCCAAGGCUCACAGUACUCAGUGGAUAAUGGUGAGGCACAGGCUUGUGAGGCAGAGGAGGAAAAUACCACUAAAGCCAAACCAACACGUCUGCUCUCACUGGACACUUUCCGAGGGUUUUCCCUGACAGUGAUGGUGUUUGUGAACUACAGUGGAGGAGGCUACUGGUUCUUCCAACAUGCACCAUGGAAUGGCCUUACUGUGGGAGACAUUGUCAUGCCAUGGUUUGUGUUUAUUAUUGGGACUUCGGUGGUGUUGGCUCUCAGAUCCAUGCAGAGGAAAGGAGUCAGCCGCCUGCAGCUGCUGCGCAAAAUCACCUGGAGAACAGUCGUCCUGCUGAUGCUCGGCUUCUGCUUCCUCAACUACUCUCCCAGAGACGGACCACUGUCCUGGUCCUGGCUGAGGAUCCCUGGGGUGCUGCAGCGUCUGGGCUUCACCUACUUUGUCCUGUCUCUCCUGCAGACUUUCUGGGGCCAUGAAGAAAUCCCACUGCGAGCGCAUCCCUGGUGGAACCCCGUCCAGGACGUGGUCCUGUACUGGCCACAGUGGCUGAUUAUCGUCCUGCUGGAGACUCUGUGGCUCUGCAUCACUCUGCUCCUGCCUGUACCCAACUGCCCCACAGGGUAUUUGGGAGCUGGUGGAAUUGGGGAUGACGGUCUUUACCCAAACUGCACUGGGGGCGCAGCAGGAUACAUUGACCGAUGGAUGUUUGGGGAUAACAUGUACAGAUACCCCACGUGCAAAGAAUUGUAUCGCUCCACGCAGCCCUUUGACCCAGAGGGGGUUCUGGGUACAAUAAACUCUGUUGUCAUAGGAUUCCUGGGGAUGCAAGCUGGGAAAAUUAUCAUUUUCUACCGGGGGAUAAACGUCCACAUCCUCUAUCGAUUCCUCGUGUGGGCCGUCAUCCUGGGAAUCUCUGCAGCCAUCCUUUCUAAGUGCACGCGAGAUGGAGGAUUUAUACCUGUCAAUAAAAACCUUUGGUCGUUGUCCUUUGUGUUGUGUAUGGGCAGUGUCUCCUUCCUGCUGCUGGGAGGCAUGUACUAUGUCACUGAUAUCAAAGGCUGGUGGGGCGGUCAGCCAUUCAUAUACCCAGGGAUGAACUCCAUCUUUGUAUAUGUUGGUCACACUCUCCUGGGGUUCUACUUCCCGUUCAGCUGGGAGAUGCGCUUCCAGGAGAGCCACUGGGAGCAGCUCUUCCAAAGCCUGUGGGGGACUGCAUUGUGGGUGCUCAUCGCUUACCUGCUGUACAGGAAGAAAUUCUUCCUCAAAAUAUAAACCAGGAUGCUCAUCUGUCAUAUUUUACAUUCUGUAGAUAACAUUAUUUUAUUGUUCAACUCUAACAAUCCCAAUUUAUUGUUAGGUAUGUGGAAUACAAUAACUUCUGUGGGAAAGGUGUCCGACUGUUUUUGGCUUGGUUUACUUUCCAGUAAUGUACAACCUACCCAUGUACAAUUGAGUUGUACUAAUGCUUACAUUUUUUUAUCAAACACUGGCUGCACGAAGGCAAAAAUGAUGAAAAUGUAUGAAUAUCUAUGAAAACCUAAAGAAGAUGUUUGUUCCACCGUCAGUGUGGGCAGCUGAGGAUUUAUUUGAUGCCACUUGUUUUGUGCACUGAAUACACUGAUUAAAUCAAAUAUACUGAGGUGGUACUUAACAAAUUAGGCCGAGUGAUUCCACUACACACCAGGCCAGCCAUUAUGAGUCUGUUGCCAUGGCCACUCCUUCCCCUUCUGUGCGUGUGCGGAUACCAUCUGCUGUCCGAGUGACAGUACUUUAAUAGGGGUCAAGAUGCACGGCUCACAAAGGAGUGUCAUUAAUGGGAACGACACCUCUUGCACUCAUUGUGUUAGAAAAUCUGGGAAAUUACAGAAAUCCAAUUCAUCAGAGAACACAACAAGCCGCCUUCAAGAGCGUGAGCACAUUUUAGAUAUUCAACACAUGCUCACCUACUGAAACGGGGCUUAUUUUUAGAACAUAACAUUUCCACGUGGUUGAGUAUUGAGUGAUUUAUUGAUAUUUUUGUUUACAUGACAGUAUUGAACAUGCUGUGUGACUUUAGCAUCAGGUGAUGUGUACAUCAUGAAAUGAACAUCUAGUUAAUGAAAUGACAGCAUCACGCUGCUCUUCCAGAGUGAAAUCAUAUUACACACUGCUCAGAUGGCGUAGUAACGGUGUAAUAUGCUGUAGUGAUUUUGGUAAUUAUCUUAUGAACAGUCUGGAUCCCUGUAGGUGCAUCCUGCCUUUUUGAACAGGACUCUAGUCCAUAAUUGCUUUCUCUAAACCACUGUGCAAGAAAUGGAAACGCAUCUCCUCGAGAUGAAAAUAAAAUCAAUAGUGACUUAC
This is a messenger RNA of Notothenia coriiceps (black rockcod), 3567 nucleotides long. Its product is annotated as heparan-alpha-glucosaminide N-acetyltransferase. The transcript has 19 exons. Lineage: Eukaryota; Metazoa; Chordata; Actinopteri; Perciformes; Nototheniidae. The record is from RefSeq and is a predicted model, not a curated record. The coding region runs from base 694 to 2499 and encodes 601 amino acids.